UCUCACUGUAUUCCGCAGUUUCUAGAAGGGAUGCGCGAUCGUACACAAUUAAGUUAGCGUUUGCUCCUCUUCCAUCUCAAUUCAAUCCGUCACACCACCUCAGCUGCGCACAGUAUUCUUUUGUCGAUCAUCCUCAUCCACGCACCGUCUGCCACAAAAUCAGGCUGCGUUCCCACGACGCUACGGGGCUUUACUUUACGUUCAGCGGCCAGCCCGUGCACUGAAGCACCGCUAGGCCACGCGUUGUAGCGGGCCAGCUCCACUGCACCAAACCCAAUUGGCAGGCUUCUUGGCGCCUGCAGCCCCUCUUUACGCUAAAGGUUACCUACCUUCUUUCCCCCUCCCCAGUCGCCAAACCGCCCCAGAGCCUACUGUCGGGCCGUGCGAGAGCCAGCCGCAGAAUCCAAUUGCCUGUCGGUCGGUCGCCAGCCUUUCUGCUUCCUUCACAAUCUCGUCAAUCGCAUCAAAAAUACCCGUUUGUCUACUGGAAUCCGAGCUCUACUAUCCUCGACGAUUGCGAACUCACCCUGCGGCCGACUACUUGAUGGAAACUAGAAUUUGAGCUGGCGCAACGGCUUCAUCGAGACGCAGGCUGCCCAAGGCUUUGCAAACCUCUGCAUUCCGCUUUGGGUGACUCCCAACUUCGCUCUUCUGGGUAUUUGCGACUGAACUAUCAAGUGCUUUUUUGAUAGAUUACACAAUCCAACUACAACUCUAGUCAUAUCGCCUUCAAUUCGGUCCAGCUUAGAACCGUUCGCACACGAACGGCGGGCAACAUCGCCAACCCUCGAUUGAACUUGGAACGACCGUCAUCCUUCUCCCGAAACCAAACCCUACAGCCAGUCGGAUCCAUCGUACCGUAACCAUGUCGAGCUACGACCGCUAUAACUACUCUCCCUUGAGCACAACACGCGUUAUUGCCGAUGUCCUCGUCGUUGUUACUGACGCAGUAGCAUUUGGACUCGCCAUCACUGCGCUGUGUCGCAUUCGGAGACGUAAGGAUCCGGCCAGAAUCUCAUUUCUCUGGCUCAAGUGCACAUAUGCACUAUUCGCUGUUGCUAUGACUAUGCACGCCGCUGGUCUUAUUAUGAAAACAGUGGCGACAGCCGGGUUUGGGGGUAGUUCCUACUCUGGGUUUGUCUUUGAUGUGAAGGUACUCGCGCAAAUCGCAACAUUCUUCCUCGAUGUGGUACCGUCUCUGAUUAUCGUAACGCUUGUCCUAUUUGACGAAGGUAUCCGCAUAAUACGCCUGAAUAGUGCAGCAAAAGUCAGCAGACUACCACACCGGAUUGCAUAUGCUUGGUGCACGGUAACGAUACUCAUAACUUUGGUCACGUUUUCAGCAUGGAUUUUUGUGAUUCGAAGCACUAGGACCGUCUAUUCGUCAGGUCCCGACUAUGAUAUCAUCAUCGAUAAUAGAGUUCCCCAGGUUCGAGGCGCUAUCACUUAUCUGGGGAUUGUCGAUUAUGCGUUGAUGGCCGCGGCAGUCCUUUUCGUUGUUAUACGGUCGAUUUACCUCCGCAUCCGCACCCGCCGAAUUCGACAUGUUCGUCGACUUACCAACUACUACGUUGUGAAUGCUUGCCUCAUGAUCCUUACAGUUCUUUACACACCCCUAGGCGGAUUAAUCCAGUCACCUUUUACCAAUUUCAGCAUUAUCUCGUAUACUAGUGGAGACUCAGAAGGGUUAUCGGAUUUGAUUCACUGCGUGAUGGUCCUGUGGCCAUACUUUAUCAUCUUGACCAUCUUUUUUGCCGAAGGACUCAAAAAGCGCAACACAUUGGCGACAAUCACAGAAGCCCCAUUGAUGCAGGAGGUCGAAAGCAGCGCAGGCCUAGCUCCCACAUCCAACUCAACGGUGCCAGAUGCCUCUGAGACCAGUGCCGUCGCCACAACUAGCGACCCCUUGGCGUCAUCGUCACUGCCGACACCCGCAGCAGGAAGUGCCGCGGCUACCAGCAUGCCGCAGUACGAGGCCAACGCAUUUGCAUGGCCAGUCCCGAUUGAUGAGGCUCCGCCAGAGUAUUCUCUCCCUCAACGACCGCUGGGUCACUUGGAGAUACCUCCUCGAAACCCGAACAUUGCCUCUCACAACACGGACGAAAAUGAGGACCCGGCGCUGCCUGAUCAUAACGAAGCCAUGGGCUUAAAUCACCAAGCCGAUGGUUUGCGGCCUCGACGAAACUCGCUACCCGAGGAUUGGAAGCAUGGUAUGAAGAAAAAUUAGCCAAUCAGGCUUUGUGUGGGAAAGGCACGGCGUUACUAUUGGUUUUUGUUUACGAGCAUUGGCGUUUGAUUCAGCUUGGGAUACUGUAUUAGAACUGUAUAAAGAUCUAUAAGAUUCUGUAAUUCAUCAUG
This is a messenger RNA of [Torrubiella] hemipterigena, 2358 nucleotides long. Lineage: Eukaryota; Fungi; Ascomycota; Sordariomycetes; Hypocreales; Clavicipitaceae. The record is from the annotation of a GenBank genome assembly.